AUGCCGAAAUAUAAGUGGGCCCCGCCUCAAAUCGGCCAUGAAAAAGCGCAAUCGGUCAUUGACUCGAUUACAUCUUCAUACGCAGCAGAAGGUCAAGCGAACCCUAUGCUGCAACAAGCUGCUCCUGGGUUUCCUCCACCGCUUCCCGGGUUUCCAGGUAUGUUCCGCUUCCACAAGCAAACCUCGUUGCCUGCUGACUUGAAGAAAGGAAUCCCCCCUCCGCCCUUUGGUAAUAUGCAGGGUGCAAGUCCACCAGGCCCUGGAGGAGUAGUUCCUCCACCAGGUGGCCGUGGCAUGCCUUUUCCACCAUUCCCACCGAACGGCGCUCCUCCGUCCCUUCCCAACGGUCUCCCAUUCCCGCCACCACCUGGUGGAUUUCCUCCGAAUUUCCAGUUUCCUCCUACCGUCGCUCCUGGAAGUUUCCCGCCCCCUGGUCAGCAGAAUCAACAAGCCCCGUCGGGUGGUCCUAGCCCUGCUCCCGGAGCUGGUCCAAACCAAGGACAAGGACCUCCUCCACCUGGAUUUAAUAUGAGUGGCCCACCCGGAACAAAGUGA
Rhinocladiella mackenziei CBS 650.93 is the source of this 555-nucleotide messenger RNA. RefSeq lists its product as uncharacterized. The record is from RefSeq and is a predicted model, not a curated record. NCBI's taxonomy places the organism in Eukaryota, Fungi, Ascomycota, Eurotiomycetes, Chaetothyriales, Herpotrichiellaceae. The coding region runs from base 1 to 555 and encodes 184 amino acids. The transcript is spliced from 2 exons.